Molecule: messenger RNA, 1773 nt
Organism: Naumovozyma dairenensis CBS 421
Lineage: Eukaryota; Fungi; Ascomycota; Saccharomycetes; Saccharomycetales; Saccharomycetaceae
Gene: TPN1
Product: Tpn1p
Exons: 1
Coding region: 1-1773 (590 amino acids)
Biological process (GO): transmembrane transport
Cellular component (GO): fungal-type vacuole membrane; plasma membrane
Molecular function (GO): transmembrane transporter activity
Source: RefSeq, a predicted model, not a curated record
AUGAUUGAAAAGCAACUCGAGAUUACAAAAGAGAUAAGAUUCUCCGGAAUAGAUCAGCCAUGUGAUAGUUUUGAAGAAGAAGAUGAUAAUAAUAGUAGUAACAAUAGAAAUGAUAACUCCUACCUUGAGCAUGCAUUCAAUAAAGUUAAACUCUUAUCUGAUAAAAUAGAUGGGCUUGGAGUAGAGACUACAGGUAUAGAUCGUAUAUCACCAUAUGAACGUGGAACUAAAACCAAACAAUUUUUACAUGUAGCAGGCUAUUGGCUUAGUGCGACAGGAUCUCUUUCCUCCAUGUCUUCAUUUCUUUUAGGACCAUUACUAUUUGAAUUGACAUUUAAACAAACCAUGUGUUCAGGGAUGAUUUCAAUGGUCAUUGGCUGUCUCGUGGCUGCCUAUUGUUCUAUUAUGGGUCCACAGUCAGGUUGUAGACAAAUGGUCACCGCAAGAUACCUUUUUGGAUGGUGGUUUGUUAAAUUUGUCGCGUUAGUUGCCAUUAUUGGUGUUAUGGGUUGGUCUGUUGUCAAUUCAGUGGUUGGUGGUGAAAUGUUGGCUUCUAUUUCUAACGACAAAGUGCCAUCAUGGGUGGGGAUUGUCAUUGUUACGGCUUGUUCAUUUUUGGUAGCCGUAUUUGGUAUCAAACAAGUGUUGAGAGUGGAGACAUUUCUAUCUAUUCCGGUGUUGACUUGUUUCACACUAUUAUAUAUAUCAUCAAGCGACAAGUACCAUAUGCUAAGUGAUUUUCAAAACGCCACAUUAAAUAAAGAUACCUUAAAGGGGAACUGGUUAAGUUUCUUUUCCCUUUGUUACAGUAUUACAGCCACCUGGGGGUCAAUUACUGCUGAUUAUUACAUUUUGUUCCCAGAAGACACAUUGAAGUUCCAAGUCUUUGUGUUGACAUUCUUCGGUACUGCCGUACCAACCCUAUUCGUAGGUACAUUAGGUGUCUGCUUAGCUACGGUAGCCGCAACAUAUGAACCAUGGGACGAUUCGUAUAAGAAGUAUGGUAUGGGUGGUCUUCUACAUUCUGGUUUUAAACGUUGGAAUGGAUUCGGUAAAUUUUGUGUCGUUGUACUAAUCUUAAGUUUAGUAUCGAAUAAUAUUAUUAAUACUUAUUCAGCUGCCUUCUCUGUCCAACUAUCAAGUGUUCGUGCAGCCAAGGUUCCUCGUUGGUUUUGGUCCAUUUGUUGUACUGUAGUGUAUUUAGUUUGUGCACUUGUUGGUCGUGAUCACUUCAGUACUAUCUUGGGUAAUUUUUUACCUAUGAUUGGUUAUUGGAUUAGUAUGUAUUUCAUUUUACUAUUAGAAGAGAACGAAAUCUUUAGAAGGUAUUUCUUACAUCUAUACACAAAGGAAUUUCCAGAUUAUAAGAAAACCGAUAGCUCAAGUGUAACGGAUAUCGAAGAUAGUGAAGAUCCUCACGUUAGUCAAUCAUCUGGUAUUAUGGUUAAUAACUCUUCUCAAGUCAUCGAGAAAAGAGAAGUGAUAACUAAUAUCCACGCUCUUAAAAGAAAACAUAUUUCCACUAAAAAUAGAUAUAAUUGGGAUAAGUGGGAUGAUGCUGAAGUACUAACACAUGGAUAUGCAGCAACUUUGUCGUUUAUCGUAGGUAUUGCAGGUGUUGUCAUUGGUAUGGCCCAAGCUUACUGGAUCGGGCCUGUAGCAGCUAAAUUCGGUGAGUUUGGAGGGGAUAUUGCCAUGUGGCUAAGCAUGGGAUUUUCAGGCGUUGUUUAUCCUCCCUUAAGAUAUUGGGAGUUACGUAGAUAUGGGCGUUAA